This is a messenger RNA of Amoebophrya sp. A120, 9447 nucleotides long. The record is from the annotation of a GenBank genome assembly. NCBI's taxonomy places the organism in Eukaryota, Dinophyceae, Syndiniales, Amoebophryaceae.
AUGGCUUCGAAGGAGCAGCAAAAGAUGGCGGAGGCGAUUGACGUAUCAAAUGCAAAAAGGUCUGGGUCUGGAAGAAUGCAACUUGUGAUGCUGCGUUUGGAUGUCUAAAAAAUUUGUGUUGCAUGAGCAGCAAAAGGAUUCUAGUUUUUGCUACGCGGACAGGGCAUUUGUCAUGCGGGAUAGGCAUCAAGAAUCCCUCAAAAAACCUGUGAUGCUAGGGCAUGCAUCACAGACAUCAUGGGUGAUGCAAACCGUGCAUGACAAGUCUCAGAAUCUUCCAGACCCAGACAUUUUUGUAUUUGAUACGACCUUCGAAUCCGCAAAGCGCUGGAGAUUAUGAACCUGGAGGUAGAUAUCAAGUGCAAAAAUGUCUGGGUCUGGAAAAGUGUAAACUUAUCAUGCAGAUUUUCCAUGACCCAUGAGGUCUGGAAUACGGGACUUAGCAUGACAGACUCUGCGAGGUCUCUGUCAUGCCUAUCCUGCAUGAGAAACUCCCUUCCAACUUGGUCAAAGGUGGACAGCUUUUGGCACUUAUGCAACACAGAUUUUUGCAUGCUUCAGAUUUACCAUGACAAGUUGCCACCUUCCAGACCCAGACAUAUUGGCAUUUCAUAGUAGACCAGGCAACCGUGGAGUUUUUUGCUUCCUGUAUCAACCUGGAGUCCACCUUAGACGAGUAUCCUGUGUAAAAACGUCCCCACCCCAGAGUUGUCAUGCAGAUUUGCCAUGACAGGAACAUUUGUGAUGCGCAACCCCAUGACAGGCAUUUUCAAUCGUGUUUGGGAACUUGUAAUGCUGUAAACAGGAUCAGAAGGCCGAUUUGUGAUGCGGCUUUCCUUGCUAACUUGCACUACCUUACGGACUGAAACUUGUCAUGCGUGACUCCUAAAGCUCCUAGGUUUGUGUUGCAAAAUCCCCAUCCUGACUCUGGUGUGGGUACGUUUUUACUCAGAAUAACGAGUGGGUGGACAUCAUUGGGCCCUUCGUAGAGGAAGCGGUCCGGGAUCACGAGCACGGGCCGGCAGACGACGCGGCCAUGCGGACAAGAUGUAUAGAACUUUUCAUUUUUUUUGCUGUGUGAAGAUCAUGCAGAUGCACCAGCGUCGAAGGUGGUUCAACAGCUUCGGCCAUUUUAGCGAGACAAAGGAUCAAGAGGAACAAGUCCCUGGGUUGUACUAGUUCUCGCAUUUCCAUUUAAUUUCAUCGUAACUGAAAACAAAAUAUGAAUGUACUCUUAUCAAAAGCACCUACUUUGAAAUAAACUAACACCAGGUGAGGAUGGGUACCAGGCUUUUUUGCGUUUUGACCCUAUCACCGCGGGUCUGAACCAGCCAAAUCCAAACAUGCAGCAAGGUGGUGGGAGUAGCAAACAACCUGGGCAGACAAAAACCGCAACAAGCAUGGGACCCGUGGUCGUCGACGGUAGUGCGAUAAUUUGCGUUUUUUUUUGAUCAGUUUGUUUAGCGUAGUAUGUGAACAAAACUUAAGUCAACGACCAAAAAUCGGAUCUAUUACGGUAUAAAUUGUAAAGACAAAAAGAAAAAAACCUUAAUAUUUUCGUUCUAUCAGGUCUCGAGAAGUGGCUGAAAGAGCUUCGUCUGGAGCAUUAUCUGACCGCCGCGCAGAACUGGUGCCGUGAGAUGGGUGCGGCAGAUUACUUGGAGAUUUUGGAGGAGGCACAGCAGUUUGCUGCCGACUUGAAGAUGAAGCCGCUCGAGGCGAAGAGGAUAAACGAAUAUUUGAAACAGCACCGCGGCAAGUUGCACUCCGCGGUCGGGUCACACUCCUCGAACGUGUCCAUGGGCCAGAGCGCCGCCGGGGGCGGGGCGAGGGACACCGCGCAAGGUGGUGGGGCCCCGGGAUCCUCUAGUGGGGCAGGGACGACGAUGCAUGCGCAGGGCGGCAGCCAACAAGCUGUUGGUGGGGGCACGGUACAGCAACCCGGAGGUGGUGGUGGACAACAUCAAAUGAACCCCCACAGUGCGAACCCACCCUCGUUUAACCGGCCCGGGAUGCCGCCGGAGAUGGAGCCGGGCGUGGGGCCGGUCGGCAACUCGCCGGACACCACACAGAAUAGUUCCGCAACUUCUGCACAGCAGGCGGGCGUUGCUGUUGUGCAGCAAGGCAGUAAUCUUCCCAGUGGAGGUGGUGUUGCUGGUGCAAACAACAGUACUACUGCAACGGGCAACAACAACAUUAACACAGGUAGUACUCCUAACGCGCAAAUGAACAACAUGAGCGACCGAAAUAGUAGCAAUCCUAACCCCCACCACGACCCGCGCAGCAGCCGGGGACCAAAGGGUGGGAACAGCUACAACCAGCAGCAGCAAAUGUCUACGGCCGACUGGUGGGCGCAGCAGAGCAGCACGGGGAUGAGCAACCAUCAUGCGGGUCCUGGUCAAGGCGAAUAUUCCACGUCUAACAGCACAAGAAACACCAACACGUCUUCUUCCUCUAAAUACAACAACAGUUCUCACAGCGACUACCAAUCGUCGCGCGGCGGGGCCGCGGGCAACUACAAUCCCCCCGGCACGCCGACCAACGCGCCCCUGAUGGGCGGCCCGCCCCACGGUGGGGGACCCUACAACCACCGCAACAACAUAUGCACUGCAAAAAUGUCUGGGUCUGGAAGGACGCAAGGUUUGUCAUGCUUGUCUGGCAUGAGUAAGGAGCUUGUGAUGUUGCGUGUCCAAGAAGAGACCCUCUUGCUUGCUAUGCAAAAACGCACUUUGUCAUGCGGAAAACGCAAAACAAAGCCUCGCAAAUAUUUCUCAUGCUUGGCUGUGCAUUACAGAGCCUUCACUAUUCACAGCCCAGCAUUACAAGUUUCCAGACCCAAGCAUUUUUGCAAUUCAUACAACAAUUCGGCCUACAACCACAGCCCGAAUUUCGCCCCGAUCCACCAUCGAGGCGGCCCGGGCGUGAGUCCGCGCCAGCAACACCUGUCACCAAACAUAAUGACGCCGAAGGGAGGCGGUGGUGGACAAGCGUACAAUAGUACCACGCAGGGUCAUGGAAAAGGACCAGUGUCUGGUCAACCAGGCGCGGUGAAUACAACUCCCCCGAGUUCCGCGAGUAAGAAUUUUAAUCCGAACGCCCGAUCUUCGGCGGGAACAAAUCAGAACCCAGUGCAGCCGGUGCAAUUACCCAUGAAUGCCCACCUGCAAGUGCCCCCCAAUAUCGCGGGCUCCGGUCCGCCGUCGCCCAAUCUGCCACAGGCUGCGCCGCUUUCCCCGUCGCAGUUUGCCGCACUCUCUACGCAAGAUACAAAAGCAUGAUCCUAUUCGCACACGUCGCACUAUCAUGCUGCUUUUGCAUGACACAGAAGGUCUGUGUGUUUGUUGUCUCUCGGUAGUGAUCACUUUGUCCAAACUUAUUCUACCUAGAGUUUGUCGAGUAAGUGGCUACCGUUUUAAGGUUUAGAGAAAGACAGGGACGCCCAGCCCUUAGCUUCCCAACAUGACACAGAAGGUCUGGCAUGGAAGCUCUAGCAUCACAGGUUUCGUGAAAGCAUGAUAUUCAUCUUCGCACACGUCUGACUACGUAUGAGCCGGAUGAACUACAAGCGCGUUUGAUUUAUGGAUACAAGAAGUGGUGGUGGUUUUUUCAUCAAAAGGGAACAAUUUUUGAAAAAUGCUGAAUCUUCUUCUUCGUGUAGUGUGAAGCCAGAUCAUGAUCUCCUGUCGUGAAAAUAACGAGAUAUUGCGAUUGGUACUUCUACGACAAGAAGUGGUGCGAUCAUGUGUACAAGAACUUUUGUGAUGCAUACUUUCCCCGGCCGCGCAGCAGCAGCAUAUGCAGCAGAUGCACCAGCAGCAGCGGGGCUAUCAAAAGGAGAAAUCCCCCCUCCCUGUAUCGAAACGGAAUUUCUGAUGCUGGAUUUGUGUACGCAAAUCAGGUUUGUAUUGCAGAGAGGCACUGCGGCCAAAUCCCCAGGCUAGGUAGGGGCGUAUGGGUCUAGUUGUUCAGCAUGGCAAGUGGGUCACUUUUAGGGCCAACGGCAUGACAAAUCGCUUCCAUAGUGGGGCGGAAGCUUCUGCCCUUGUCUUCUUGCAAUACAAAUGUGGUUUGCGACCUCAAAUCAGCAACACAAAUUUUCGGAAACAUACCUUUUCGAUAUGGGAAGGGGGGAUUUCUCCUUUUGAUAGGGGCAGUCCGAAUCCAAGUUCGUCCUCCAGCCAGCAGAUGAGCAACGCAGGACACCAGCAGCUAUCCUGUGCAAAAGUAUCGUACUCGUAGUAAUUGCAAUCGUGCAUUACAAAUUUCUCUGUCAAGGUAAAUCCGCAUUACAAAUUUUAUUUCUCAUGCAGAGAAAAUUUGUAAUGCAUUUAUACGAGUACGAUGCUUUUGCAUUGCAUAGCAGCAGCAGCAGAACAAUAAUAACCUCCAGCCGCCGCCGGGUGGCACCAACAUGAACCCCAACUUGAACUCGCCCCCGCAACAACACAACAGCGGAGGUGGUGGGCCAGGUAGCAACAGCGCCAUGAAUGCGACACUAAACAGCGCGGCAGCGGGACAGCCGCAGCAUGCCGUUCCGAAAAUUCUCGCCGACGUGACCGUGCAGCGCACCGUGACGCCCCAGAACGACGGGCCCCGGCUGUGCUUCGGGGACGCCCGCGACCCCUACGUGCAGGCGGAAGAGUUGGGGGCGGGCGCGAUGUAUCAAAUGUAAAAAUGUCUGGGUCUGGAAGAUUGCAACUUGUCAUGCUAAAUCCGAAUCAUGCAAAAAUCUGUGUUGCAUGAGUGCCAAAAGCGGUCCACUUUCGACCAAGUUGGGAGGGAGUUUCUCCUGCAGGAUAGGUAUGAAAGAGACCUCACAGACUCUGUCAUGCUAGGUCCCGCAUUCCAGACCUCAAGGGUCAUGGAAAACCUGCAUAACAAGUUUACACUCUUCCAGACCCAGACACUUUUACAUUUGAUACGAUGGCGACCGUUUACCGAUGCUACCGGAAGAGCAAGCCGGAGGAGUGCUUUGCCGCAAAAGUGAUCUCGUUGAAGAGGUUGAAGCUGAACCACAGCGGUAUCCCGAGGAAAAACGUCCCCACCCCAGACGAGUUGUCAUGCAAACCUGCAGGCCAAAAAAGUUUGUCAUGCGGAGCCCCAUGAGAAGCAUUUUCUAGGUGCGUUGUGGAAUUUGUGAUGCUAGAACCUGCAUGAUAUGCUAGAUCUGUGAUGCUGCUCAACUAGCUAAACAGGAGUACAGUACGAGGACAAACUUGCCAUGCGAAACAAGCAAAGCUGGUUGAUUUGUCUAGCAGAUUUCCCAUCUUGACUCCGUUGUGGGGACGUUUUUCCUCAGGAUAAGCGGCUUCAGCCGCGAAUAUUCGAAAUUGCAGCGGGAGGCGCAGAUCUUGUCGACCUUGCGGAACAAGUACAUAACGAGUUUGGUCGACGUCAUCGAGCAGCGGGACAACCUUUAUUUGGUGAUGGAAAUCGUGCCGCAUGGUACAAGAAAUUUUUGGUUUUUUUUCUGUGUUUCAAUACAUACAGCUGCAGGAAAAUGAAAGUAGAACUGAACAGAAACACAAAAACUACUUCUUCACCAACUCAUACCGUAUGUCAUCAAUCGCUUCAGGAUCUUUAUUGUUUAUUCGCGUGACAAGAACAUUUUCAAAUUAUGAAACACACCUUGUUCACGGUUAAAAAUAUCUCCACAGGCGAACUUUUUGACCGCAUUCUGGACCACGAUAACGAGCCUUACAUCGCCAGAUUUUCGGAGCCCGAAGCGCGGUACGUGUUCGUCCAAAUCGCGGCGGGACUAAAGUACGUGCACAUGAAGCAAAUUGUGCACCGAGAUCUGAAGCCGGAAAAUAUCCUUGUGGUAAGGACUGAUACUAGUUGCAUCGAACUUAUUAAGUACUUCCUAUUGAUUGUCUUUGUCGCUUUGUUUUCCAUCUCACAGUCAAAGUUCGUGCAUGUGGUCAUCAUGGGCAUCAGGAACGUGUGUCCUCCAAUUUUCUGGUUGGGCUGGUUUUCUUGUCGAAUCCUGUUUGAACUUGAAGAUAGAAAAUAUAUAAGAAAGUAGAUCGAAGAUGAAGAAAAAAUUAUGAAGUUUUCUACUUGAUGUUCGAAACACCUUUGUAAAACAGUGCAAGCGGUACCCGCUGAUUAAGGCCGAAGAGCUAUCCCACGAAAAAAGUGUAUACAGUUACACAUUCGCAGUCAAUUCAGCAACACAAAUUUUCUCUGCAUGAGAGGGAAAACUUGCAAUGCCGAAAUACUACGGGAAAUCACCUAUGAAACGAGGCUCCUAUGCGUAUUCGGCAUGACAGAGCUUGUCUGUAUUGCUUGGCCUGCAACGCAAUGUGUAACUGUAGCACUUUUUUCUUGCGAUAAGAGCUGGCGGGGGACCCGCGGUGGAACCAGCACGUGGAAUGCGACCACAACAAAACCUAUGCAUUGCAAAUAUGUCUGGGUCUGGAAGGAUGCAGCUUGUGAUGCUACCUUUGGACUCUGCAUGAAAUCUGUCUUGCAUGAGCAGCAAAAGCGGCGCCAUUUGUGCUACGCGGAGAGGGCAUUUCUCAUGCGGUCUGAGCAUUAGAAAGCCCUCGCAGAAUCUCUGAUGCUAGGGCAUGCAUCACUGACCUCAUGGGUCAUGCAAAAUCUGCAUGGCAAACUCCUGCAUUCUUCCAGACCCAGACAUAUUUGCAUUUCAUAAAACCCGACAAAUGGUCGCGUAUGAGAUCAAGCUGUCAGAUUUUGGGUUGGCAAAACUGGUCGCGGACGGGUACAGCAUUGCCACCACGCGAACGGGGACGCCACAGUAUUGGGCCCCGGAAGUGGCCACCAGCCUGGGCGCGACGCGGACCACCCCCUCCGAGCAGGCGGGGAUGGUGCAGGUAUACUUUAUUAUCAUAUAGCAGCUUUUGCUGUUUCACUGUCGUCCGAUUGCUCGUUCUUGUUGUUCCCAAGAACGUAGCCGUCUUCAGCAAAAAAGGCUAUGUACGUCGACCACACCGAAACCGAUCCGGGGAUGAAGUUGAAGACGGGAAAAGAAAGCAUCCAUUUUUACCAAGUGUAUAAAUUCGUUGUGACUACUUCAUGAGUAUUAUACGAAAAAACCUCUACAGGGCUACGGCUUUAGCGCAGACUUGUGGUCCCUGGGGGUAGUGCUGUACGUGCUGCUAUGUGGAAGAUAUCCCUUCACCGGCGACGCCAGGACGAUGGAACAGAAUCAAAUACGAGGGUAUAGCGAUAGAUUUUAUUAAAUUUGUAAUGCGGAUUUACCUAUAACAAAAAGAUUUGUAAUGCAUGACUGCAAUACGAGUACGUAGAAAUGAAAACCAUCACGACCCCGCUGCAGGUACUUCGAAUUUCCCAAGAAGUGCGCUCUUUCCAACGAGGCCAAAUACCUCAUCACGGGUUUGAUUCGCCGGCUCCCGAACGCGCGCAUCUCCCUGCUCAAUUGUCUGCGCUGCAAGUGGGCCACCAAAUCCAUGAUCCACAUGAAGUGCGCCUUCUACCGCCCGCGCGUGCCCCAAUCCCACUGGAAGUCGCGAAACAUUCUGCUUCCCCUGCUCUACGAGCGCACGACAGCCUACAUAAUGUCCGCGGUGUUCCGCGCCUUUCCCAUCGGCAUGGACCCCAGUGUGGUUUUCCUGCGUUCCGACGCUUUCCCCCCGCCCCCCGCGACCGAACUCAGUGAAAACGACAUCAUGCGGAACGUCGGCGCGCUGGACAAAUUCAAGAACGCGAUGAUCCGCUUCGUAAACGACAACUUUCUGGAAGACAGCUUUGAGUACGAAAUCGACAGUUACGGCGACCGGUAUUUCUAUUUCAAUUUCAAGUACAUGCCCGAAGUGACGGGUGGCGACGACCAGGUGAUGGUACUUAUCAAUUGCAAAUAUGUCUGGGUCCUCUGGAAGAGUGUGAAGUUGUUAUGCAGGUUUUCCAUGACCACCCUUGAGGUCUGGAAUGCGGGACCUAGCAUGACAGACAUUCUGUGAGAUCCCUAUCAUGCCUGUCCUGCAUGAGAAACUCCUUCCCAACUUGGUCGAAAGUGGACAGCUUUUGGCACGCAUGCAACACAGAUUUUAGCAUGAUUCGGAUUUAGCAUGACAAGUUGCAUCAAUCUUCCAGACAUCCAGGGAUUUUUGCAUUUGAUAGUGCGGGGGAACGUGCAACUCCCCAACAACGGGCAGCCCGUGCAGCCCACCGUGGUGACGCCGCAUAUGCAAUGCAAAAGCAUCGUACUUCUAGUAUAGAUUGCAUUACAAAUUAGCGCAGCAUUACAAAUGAAAUUUGUAAUGCUGAUUUACCUUGACCUUGAGAAAGAGAUCUGUAAUGCAUAAACGCAAUGACUACGAGUACGAUACUUUUGCAGUGGAUACCGCACAGCCACUCGCCAAACAUGAUGCUUGCGGACCAGCAGCAGAACGGAACCGGGGAGUUCGUGGACAGCGUACCCUACGAGAGGCCCGAAGACCCGGUGGCGCACGAGGUGAUCUACACCGUGAUGAGACAAAUUUUCCCCGCGAAAAUUCUGGAACUAGUCACCCUGCGAGUGCGGGACAGCGUGGUAUUAAAUUGUCUGUGGUGCUUUUUUUUCAUCACUCGGAUGAAGUAAUUUAUCACAAAUUGAAUUUGUUGUAAUGCGGAUUUGCCUUAACCAAAAGAUUUGUAAUGCAAAAUACUAUCAGAACCCCAACACGGGCGAGCUUCGACCGAGCUGCGGAAUGCAGCUGGAGCAGGCCGGGCAAAUCGGCCUCUUUGUGCGGUUAUCAACUGUAAAAAUGUCUGGGUCUGGAAGAUUCUAAACUUGUAAUGCUGUCUCUGGAUUCUAAAAAAAUGUGUAUUGCAUGACCAGCAAGAGGACGCCAGUUUGUGCUACGCGGCGAGGGCAUUUCUCAUGCGGUAGAGGCAUCGCAACGUCCUCUAAAAAUCUGUGAUGCUCGGGCAUGCAUCACAGACAUCAUGGGUCAUGGAAAAUAUGCAUGACAAGCCUGGCAAUCUUCCAAACCCAGACAUUAUCUUUGCAGUUGAUAGCGGUCCCUGGAGCGUGACAGUCCGAUGCGGGGGAAGCUUAUGGAAGUGUCCGAAUCGAAAUUGACAAAGUCGAAAAAUUUGUGAUGCAUAAAAUCGAUACCAGUUUGUGGCCUCAGUUUCCGAGUGGCGCAUGACAAACUUCGGGAGCACCCAAAUCCAGUCUGUCGUGCUGUUUGGACAAAGAAGACUGCUCCCGUCAUGCUACUCUGGCAGCGCAUUGCAUACCCCUAAACAGGCUUACAAUCGGCCUCAUUUGCAUGCUCCCCAAUACAGGCCUUCAGUGCCCUACAUUUUGUGCAUCACAAGUUUUUCGAUUUUGUCGAUUUCGAUCCUGACACAUUCAUAAAGCUCUUCGUCGGUGACUUGUUACUCGAAGUGCAAGGCAAGCCGCUCACUACCAUGAACAUUUUCGAAAUCUACUGCUUGACCGGAAGCUGCAUCCUGGUGCAGAGGGGGGCGUGA